CAAUUGCUAACAGAAAUGAAACACCUACAACAAGUGGACUAUGUCAAAGAUGGAAGAGAGAACUUACAAGAUGUGAGGAGCCUUAAGAAAGAUUUAACCAAUGAAAUUGCAAAGAAGGUGUCCGAAGCAUUGGUUAAUGCUUUUGUAGCCCACCUGACAUCCAUUACUUCUCGACAUACCGGUCCAAUAGUGAACAAAGCAAUUGGUGGAUGUGUUGGGAAUGUCCUUGGCAGACAUGAAUCAAUGUCAUUUUUUGAUGACCAGAAGCACAAUCACAAAAUGAGAGUGGCCUGCCAGACACCAGCUAAGUCCUUGUCCACCUAUGAGAAAAGCGAACUGUCACACUACACAAAGAGUCUGAGCAGCUCGGAGAAACCUGCCACUGGGCUUGAUCUUCACAUUCUCACAAAGAGUGACAUGCUCGAUGGCAAAGGCAUCCGCAUCAUUAUUACCGAUGAACACGGAAAACCACUCUCUGAGGAGCGCUACCAAGGGAAAGAUAAAUCAGCUGGAGAUGUAACACUUCGACUAGUUAAAGAAAAGGACACAUCACAACAGAGAAAGGGUGUUCUGCCAUCUUUAAAUCGAAGGAUCCGUGGUGAACAUCAACCAUUCAGUGGCCAUUUUGAGGUUCUGAAUGCAGAUGGCACAUUUAGCCAAGUUCUUUCAGACGGACAGAACUGUUUAUUCCAUGCUGUUGCUCAGGCAACCAGUCAUGGCCGAAAAGAUGUCAAUGAUCUACGAAGAGACGCAUCAAAGCUUCGUAGUGAGGUACACCAGGAGAUCCAACAGAACAUGUCAAACUAUGCUCCUCUUCUGAAGCUGCAAAGAGGAUAUGAGGAAUCCUGCAGGAACCCAGGACUUUUCACCAUCGGUGGAGGAACAAGGCAGACAAGAAGGGAAGGCAGACGCAACUUCAUGGAGGCCAUUAACUCUAGCCCCUUAUCAAAUGAACAACGAGAGGAGUGCAAAAACCUCCAUCUCGGCCUGGUUGGAGAACACGGAGAUCUUACAGGACGUAAUCAACAGCCUGGAGAUAACCAACACAAAAGGGAGGCAGACCACAUACCACCCAAAGACUGCUACAAGAAAGUCUCAGGGACUUUGGCCAGAAACCCACAGUUAUCUGAAGAAUUCCAGAAAAACAACCCAAAAUUUUUUGAAGAAUUGAAUAAGUCCCCAUACUUUUUACUCUGCAUGAAGGUCCGUAAAGAACAUCAUAGACAAGCCCUCACUACUGGCAAUAGCACGGAGUCUCAGAUAUGCAGGAAUGAGAUGUCCCAGGCCCUCAGUAAAGGAGACGUGGAAACAACCCUGAAGAUGUCAUUCAUAACGGCCCAUCCAGAGACUUCACAGUGGCUCAGACAGGAUGCAGGAAUACAGCGGCAAACCCCUCACAACAUCCAGCCCAGGGUUCACAGCGCAGACUACUAUCAAGUGGGCUACAGGCUGAUGAUAGAUAAAUACUAUGACAAAGGCCUCAUUGACGGCACUGUAAAGGACAGACUUAACUCCUGGGUAAACAGUGGGGCAUAUAGGAGUCGAAACGCACAGGAGUACAGGUCUUUAAAGACGGCCAUUUCCAGGCCAUGAAUCCCACUGAAAAUGUGAAAAUGUUUUGAAAUUAAAUAGCACAUGCUUGUACAGUAUGAAAUAGUGCAAAUUUCCUCAGUGCUAAUACUAAUAUAUUACACAAUGUGUGUUUUAACACGUUUUUGUUUUGUUUUGUUUUUUGCCUCAAUGAUGACUGAACUCAAUGAAUUUGAUUGAAAUGUCCCUUAAGUAUUCUGCAUUACUGAGUGUGGAUUAUAUCUGAUCUGCACGUUGUAUGUGGGGGUUGUAGUGAAGUAGUUAAACAAGCUAAGCUUCCAAAAUUAAAGCUUCAAUUUGUUCAGUCACUAAUAAAUGAUAUAGAACUGGCCUGGAAAU
Alosa sapidissima (American shad) is the source of this 1929-nucleotide messenger RNA. RefSeq lists its product as uncharacterized. NCBI's taxonomy places the organism in Eukaryota, Metazoa, Chordata, Actinopteri, Clupeiformes, Clupeidae. The transcript is spliced from 6 exons. The coding region runs from base 16 to 1593 and encodes 525 amino acids. The record is from RefSeq and is a predicted model, not a curated record.